AUGAAAACUCUUGGUAGAGACAUCACAGAAACAAAUGUUGAAAAUAAAGAGAAAUUUGAUAAUACCCACAUUUAUUCUACAAGCAAAACAACCAUAGCUUACUCAUCAAUAUUAAUAUUUGAUACUAAGACUCACAGUGAGAAAGAAAAAAAAAUAAAAAUUCCACUGCUUGAUUUCGGAACUUGCAUAAUUAAUUUGCCAAACUUUAAGCUGUUUUGCUAUGGCUCGAGUAUUAUCAGUAAGCUAAUUUAAGCUAAAGGUUAUGAUUCAUAAGCGGGUAAACCCACUAGCCGCCACUCAUCUUAGCUCCAAAGGUCGUUUUUUUGAAUCUCCAACCUGAGAAAACCUGUAGAAAAGUUCAGCUCUCUAGUGCAGAUUCUCUACCGUCUGGAGAGUAUCACUGAUAGUCCUGAUGAGAGAAGAUCAUGUGAUAGUCGAAUUGUCUAGCCCAUCUGGCAGGGACUGGAAAACAUUUUUGAGAAAAACAAAUCUUUCCACUUUGGCAGAUAUUUCCUAACAUGAAGGCCUACUUCAAAAAGGACAGAAGCCCUGCUUUCAGCUUAAUUAGGAGGGUCCUUCCUAAUCCAGAGAGCGGCUCAGAGUCAAUAUAAUCAUUUUAUUUUUAUAUUAUCAUUAAGGGAUUUGCAUGCAUUAUUGACACAAUUAACUUAUCUUAUAAACUUUUACCUUCAGUAUCUAACUCAGUUCAAGCUGAAGGUGUUUAUUACGAAAAUAAAGUGUAUGUAUUUGGAGGGUAUAAAUUCAAUAAUUCCCCAUUAGAACAUACUUUCGAUUUUUCAAAAAAUCAAUGAUUUACCAUAUCUGCACUGCCCGUUGAUUCUAUUAAAUGCUCAUGUAUUGUCUUUAACAAAAAAAUCCUGAUUUCAGGAAGCAAGCAUUCUUGCAUUUAUUUAUAUGAUUUUAAUAUAGAUUCUUACACUAUAAUCCCACAAUCAAAAAUAAGCCUAAGAGCUGGCAUAUGCAAAUUUUUAGUCACUGAUAAAAUAAGAGCUUACGCAAUAGGGCAAUUAGGAGCUAUUUAUGAAAGCGAAAUUUUAGACGAGUAUUCAUGAAAAAAGGUGAAAGACAUUUAUGAUGUUUCAUUUUAUUAUGAUAAAAUGAGUUAUGUGCUGUAUGGAAAUCACGCAUAUUUUUGAAUUUCGAUCCAAUUUCAUCAUGAUUACUAUCGAUUUAAUUUGGAUACGAAAACGUUUGAAAGAGUUCAAAUCAAUAAUUGUGUAAUAUUUUAG
Messenger RNA from Blepharisma stoltei, 1250 nucleotides. The record is from the annotation of a GenBank genome assembly. NCBI's taxonomy places the organism in Eukaryota, Ciliophora, Heterotrichea, Heterotrichida, Blepharismidae.